CACAGCCGGGCCGGCCCGGGGCUGAGCCACAGCCCGCCCGCUCCCGCAGGGACCAUGAGCUCCAGCUGACGGGUCUGGGGCACCGGGGCGGCCCCGCACAGCCCUGCGGGAUGGCUCGGCAUGGCACGGCUCUGCUCAUCGCCUGGGCUUGUGUCGCCGUCAGCCUGGGGAAGGCGCUGGGGGACCAGGGCGACGGGGCGGACCUGUACUCGGAAAACAUCACCCGGAUCCUCGACAAGUUGUUGGACGGCUACGACAACAGGCUCCGGCCGGGAUUCGGAGGCGCCGUGACCGAAGUGAAAACGGACAUCUACGUGACCAGCUUCGGGCCCGUGUCCGACGUGGAGAUGGAAUACACAAUGGAUGUCUUCUUUCGGCAGACAUGGACUGAUGAGAGGUUGAAGUUUAGUGGGCCAACUGAAAUUUUGAGAUUGAACAAUUUAAUGGUCAGUAAAAUUUGGACACCAGACACAUUUUUUAGAAAUGGAAAAAAAUCAAUUGCUCAUAAUAUGACAACUCCUAACAAACUUUUUAGAAUUAUGCAGAAUGGAACUAUUCUUUACACAAUGAGACUAACCAUUAAUGCUGAUUGUCCCAUGCGGUUGGUGAACUUCCCUAUGGAUGGACAUGCUUGUCCACUGAAGUUUGGGAGCUAUGCUUAUCCAAAAAGUGAAAUAAUUUAUACUUGGAAAAAAGGACCCCUGCAUUCUGUAGAAGUACCACAGGAGUCUUCCAGUCUUCUCCAGUAUGACCUCAUAGGACAAACUGUAUCUAGUGAAACAAUUAAAUCUAACACAGGUGAAUAUGUAAUCAUGACAGUUUAUUUCCACUUGCAAAGGAAGAUGGGCUACUUCAUGAUACAGAUUUACACUCCAUGCAUUAUGACAGUCAUUCUUUCUCAGGUGUCUUUCUGGAUUAACAAGGAGUCUGUUCCAGCCAGAACAGUUUUUGGAAUCACUACAGUUCUAACAAUGACCACUCUCAGCAUCAGCGCACGCCAUUCUUUGCCCAAGGUGUCCUAUGCCACCGCCAUGGAUUGGUUCAUAGCCGUGUGUUUUGCCUUUGUUUUCUCUGCACUUAUUGAGUUUGCAGCUGUCAACUACUUUACCAACCUUCAGGCUCAGAGAGCACUGAGGAAGGCAGCCAGGGCAGCAGCACUGGCAGCAGCACUAUCGGCAGCGACUGUACCGGCAGAGGACGAGAUUGUCUCGCAUUCUGACUCCAACUCUAACCUGAAGAAGCGAGUAAACUCUGUAACCUCUCAGGCAGAGCAGUCUCCUGAACCCAGCAUAAUAUCAAAUACUGCAUCCCAGUGUCAGGCAGUGCCUGUGCCUCCACCUGCCCCACCACAACCACCAGCUAUUGGAGGUGCCAGUAAAAUAGACCAGUAUUCCAGGAUUCUCUUUCCAGUGGCAUUUGCAGGAUUCAACCUGGUGUACUGGGUGGUUUAUCUUUCAAAAGACACCAUGGAAUUUUUUGAACCUUCUGCAAUGCAUUUCCGAAAUGACCCUCAGUCCAACUGAGGAACAACUCCAGAUUUCAAGGAAAUCGCUCGAGGUCUCAGAGGGUUGAAGAGAUUUCAAAAGAUUUGUCUGUCUGUCCACAGGUGCUCUCCAUUUUCAAACAGGGAAUAUUUAUAUUGGACAUCACCUGGAUGCAAACUCUGGACAAAUCAAGAGCUGCAAACGUCUUGGGGUUCUAACGAUACUUUCUUAAGAUUUCUUACAGUGAUUCUACUACAGAAGUUCUUCUUAAAUUGUUUUGUCUGAUUGUCAAAGGAAAGAACGUGCAUUUGUUCUAAAACUGUUGCAAACAGUUGAACAUUUACAUCGAUAUAAAAUAUCAGUAAAAGGACUUGUUGGGUUGGGUUUUUUUAUAUAGAAUAAGGAUUGCUAAAAGGAGCCUGAUUCUGAAAGGGUUGGGAGUUGCACUGAUUUCCAUCACUUGACAUUGACCCAAAAUACUGUUGGAAAGAAAUCCUGUGAAAAGGAGCUGCAGUUCCAUAAUGUUUUAAUCCUUUUAUGUAAAAGAUUAAUGAUUAUUUAUUUUUAUUUCAUUUUAAUCUUUAAUUUGGGAUCAUAUUUAUAAAGAAUGAGAUCUAAGAAAAAAAGGAAACAAGCUAUUUUUUGUGUGCUUCACCAUGGGGUGACUGUUCCUGUCGGGAGUGACCACGGCAGCACAACCAGACUGAGAACAAGCAAUUGCUCAGCAGGAUCUGGAAAUGCAGGACUGAGAUGUCAGGGAGCUUUCAAGGUCUAAAGCUGAAUAGACAGGAAGAUGCAGCUCCCCAUCAAGCUGCAUGCAAGGCUCCAGCUCCAGGGAACUGCCUGGAAGCAGCUCUGGAUAGCUGGUUAAGGAACAAGCUGCAUUUAUCAGCUGAUUCUACUGAAUUGCCUGUAGCAAGCUCCCUAGAAAUUUUUUCCAGAGCCAAAGUAGUGUCAGCAUAUUCAGAGUUUGAAGGUAAUAAUAUUUUGUCAUUCUCAACACAAACAGCCACAGAAUUUCUUCGUUCACCCUUCAUCUCCAUAAUCCCUCUUUAAAUGUGAUCAGGAAACAUAUGCCUAAUCCAAUCAAUCCCAAACCUGUUUUAUUGCAGGUGUAAUGGUCAUUGGUAGGAGUCAGAAGCACACAAAGAAGUUUUAGAUGCAGCCAAAUAAAAAUUAAGGAUUCUGUUCUAUUUUGAAAUUAAUUUUAGUAAAAUAAAAUAAUAAAAUGACACAUGGAUUCAGGAUAUUCAGGGUCUUUUGCUUUGUCUAAAAAAGCAUCUUAAUCCCUGUGAAAAAAUAUUUACAGGAUGACCAAUGAAGUGCAGUAAGUCAUGGACUGCUAUUGGCACUGUCCCAGUG
Messenger RNA from Pseudopipra pipra, 2846 nucleotides. It is a transcript of the gene GABRA6, whose product is annotated as gamma-aminobutyric acid type A receptor subunit alpha6. Gene Ontology annotation, molecular function: GABA-gated chloride ion channel activity; GABA-A receptor activity; benzodiazepine receptor activity. The transcript has 10 exons. Gene Ontology annotation, cellular component: neuron projection; plasma membrane; synapse. Lineage: Eukaryota; Metazoa; Chordata; Aves; Passeriformes; Pipridae. The record is from RefSeq and is a predicted model, not a curated record. The coding region runs from base 111 to 1523 and encodes 470 amino acids. Gene Ontology annotation, biological process: signal transduction; nervous system process; regulation of postsynaptic membrane potential.